Molecule: messenger RNA, 3471 nt
Organism: Sus scrofa (pig)
Lineage: Eukaryota; Metazoa; Chordata; Mammalia; Artiodactyla; Suidae
Product: centriole and centriolar satellite protein OFD1
Biological process (GO): epithelial cilium movement involved in determination of left/right asymmetry
Cellular component (GO): ciliary basal body; centrosome
Molecular function (GO): protein binding
Source: RefSeq, a predicted model, not a curated record
GCUGUAGCGCUCUAGAUAGGGCGGCUGGGCUCAGAGGACUUCGGGGAGGGGUGGGCUCAGCUCUGAGCUCCGCGAACGCCGCCCGGCUUGUUUCCUUGCGCCGCGCCUCCUCUCUUCCGGUCUCCGCCUCCUCUCUGGCCGUGAGAGUUGCGCGUGGGUCACAGCCCCGCCCACCCAUCAGAACCGCAGAGAAAGCAAGUGGCCGUUUCUGUCCCGGUUCCUGGUUCGGAGCGCGAAGCAGUGUUUGGCUCUCAUGUUUCUCCGGAUCCGUUGGGACAGAGGCAGGGCUCCGAGGGCAGGGAUUCUGCUGGGCUAGGUCUUGAACUCGUGCCACGGAGGGUUGGGACGGGCUCGGGAGGAAGCCGACACCUGAUGGCUCAGUCCACCAUGCCCCCCAAAUCUGACGUGUUGAGUCAAGAUGAACUUCGCAAAAAGCUGUACCAGACAUUUAAGGAUCAUGGUAUACUGGACACACUCAAGACAGAACUCAGAAACCACCUCAUUCACGAGCUGAUGCACCCUGCGUUGAGUGGCCCCCAUCCACUGAAGCCCCCGUCCAUCGCAGUGGAAGGGAGCGUCCUCUUAAUAGGCGCUUCCAACUCUCUAGUAGCAGAUCACCUACGGAGAUGUGGCUAUGAGUAUUCACUUUCUGUCUUCUUUCCGGAAAGUGGUUUGGCUCAAGAGAAGGUAUUUACUAUGCAGGAUCUACUACAGCUCAUUAAAAUCAACCCAGAAUCCAGUCUCUACAAAUCACUAAUUUCAGGAUUUGAUAAAGGAAACCAAAAAGGUUUUCUUAUGCAGUUCCUAAAAGAGAUGGCAGAGUAUCAUCAGACUAAGGCAAGUUGCAACAUGGAAACUCAAACAGAUUCAGCACUUCCCAUCAAAGACUCUCUGGCUGAGAAGCUGCAGCUUAUUGAUGAUGAGUUUGCAGGUGCUCACCCUCAGCACCCACAGUUAGAAUCUUUAGAAGUCAAGUUAAAUGAAUAUAAGAGAGAACUAGAACAGCAGCUCCAGGCAGAAAUGUGUGAAAAGUUGAAGCAUUUUAAAGAUACUGAAAUAGCAAAAAUUAAAAUGGAAGAGAAAAGAAAAUGUGAGAAGGAAUUGACUGAUUUCCGGAACAAACAUGAGAGAACCUAUCAAGCAAAAUCUGAAGCCCUCAUUUCUCGGGAAAAGAUGACCCUUGAGAGAAUUCAGAAGCAUCAGGAGAAUGAAAUGAAAGAAAUUUAUGCUCAAAGACAGCUUCUGCUAAAAGAUAUAGACUUGCUGAGAGGGAGAGAAGCAGAGCUGAAGCAAAGAAUUGAAGCUUUUGAAUUGUCCCAGAGGCUACAAGAAGAGAAAAAUAAAAAUGUGACCCAUGGGCUUUGGAGGCAGGAGCUGAACAUCCAGAGUAUGGAGGAGACCUAUGACCAAAAGCUCAAGAACAAACUCCUAAAGUAUCAGCUGGAACUGAAGGAGGACUACAUCACUAGAACUAAUAGGCUGAUUGAAGAUGAAAGGAGGAAUACAGAGAAAACUAUUCAUUUGCAAGAGGAGCUCAGAGCUUUUAAGUGUAGAAAGGAAGAAUUCGAUCGUUCUGUAAAUCGUGUGAAAGAGCUUGAGCUUGAGUUAGAGUCUGUCAAAGCCCAGUGUUUGGCACUAACAAAGCAAAACCACAUGCUGAGCGAAAAAGUCAAAGAGAUGAGUGACUAUUCACUAGUAAAAGAAGGGAAACUGGAGCUGCAGACGCAGAAUAAACUGCUUAAACAACAAGUGGAAGAGUUGAGAAAUGAAAACUUGCGUCUCCUCAACUGCAUAACUGAGCCAUCUCCUGAGCUGGUGAUUUUCCAGAAAGAAUUAAAGAAAGCAGAAAAUGCUAUCAUGCUUGAGCAUAAGGAGCUUGAAACCCACAAGCAAGCUCUGCAAAAACAGCUGCAAAGCGAAAUUGAGCAUUCCGCCCAGCUGAAGGCCCAGAUACUGGAUUACGAUGCUUCUGUCAAGAGGUUAACUAUGCAGGUUACUGACCUAAAGUUGCAGCUUAAACAAACUCAGACAGCCUUGGAGAAUGAAGUGUACCGCAACCCAAAGCCAUCUCUGCUCAGUCGCUCCGUCAGCAGGUUAAUGGGCGGCAAGAUGGGGCCCCUGGAUGGUAGCAUAAGCAGGGAUUUCUUGAAAAACGCUUUGAGACAGGACGAGCUGCUGGCAGGCACAGUUACACCAUGGAUCCCAAGUUACCCCAGUGCAAGCCCAGAGGGCAGUUCCCCUGAUUCUGACCUGGAAUUUGUAGCUAGCACCAAGGCUCGGGUGAGAGAGCUAGAGCAAGAGGCCAAGUGCUUGGAAAAAGCUUUCCAGAACUACCAUCAAAGGGUCAGUCAGUGCCCCGCCAAGAGCCCACUGGAAGCCAGGAGCCCACCCCUGCUGCGCCUGCUGGGGAAUCUCAAGAACAUCCUUCCAAGUGCCCCCGACAGGGGUGUUUUUCCCGAGGACCAAGUUGCCUCUCAGCAGCCUCAGAUGAGCGAGCAGCGAAAGGACAACAGCGAAGUGUCUGAGGUGACCAGCAGCUCGGCCUCCAGGUCACACAAGGGAGAGGCAUCCAGAUGCCUCUCCUCCACUUCUCUCCCCAAAGCGAGAAGAAGCCUUGACAGUGAGAUGUUCUUGGAAGGUGACAGAACACUGCAGCCUUCACCUGCUGAGUGCUGGCACAGCCUCUCAGUGCACUCACUUUCCAGCCCAAUGGAGCCAAAGGCCAGCCUUUAUCAAAGACAAAUGGAACUUGAGAAAAACCAAUUUGCAAAUUCGGACAAGCCAGCUUUUAAGGAUAAUGAAGAAUCUGAAGCAUCAUUUGAAUAUGUGGGGAACACGCCCAGGCAGCUUGAAAUGGACGGCUGCCUUCCCACUGGCAACAUGCCUCACAUGGACAGUGCCGCAGCCGCUCUGCACACCAGGGCUGUCUCCUGUCAGUACCCCAGCGUUGAUCCGAAACCACUUGGAGAACAGAAGGAUGAAGAGGAAAUAUGGGAACAACAAGCAAGAGAACUAAGGCAGGGAGGGGAGGGGAGGCAUAUCGAGCAGCAAGAAGCUUUGGAAAGGGGGCGGAGAGAACUCGAAAAGCUGGAUCAGGAAAGGAGGCUAAUUGAAGAAUCGUUGAAGAUGGAAAUGGAAAAAGAAUUUGAAGUCCUGAGUCUUCAGGAAAUGAAAGACAAAUCUAAAUCUAUUUGUGGUGAAAAUCCUUUAGAGAAAUACAUGCAAGUCCUCCAACAGGAUAAAGACCAGGACUUAGCAGAUAAGAGUUCAAAAAAGAUGGCCAGAGAGGGCUCACAAGUGGACACAUUGCCAUCUAGUGACAAAGACGAAAGUUUCACAGGCUUUUCUCCUGAAGAACCAGAUGACUCUUGGUAACUGCUUGGUGCUCAGCUGCUUAACUAAGAUUUUGGAACUAAAGACCUGAGAGUUCAGUGUAAUGAAACAUAGUUCUCAAUAAAUAUUCACGUGCAA